AUGGAAGAAGACGACCCAUUAGAGCUAAGAAAUCUCGCAGUUAGUUAUGAUUAUCUUCUUUUUAAAAUAAAGGACCAAGUAUCUACUCUUACGGAGAUAACACAGCAAUCUGUUCAAAACAAGCAAAUGCUUAUUGAAGAAAAGUAUUUUAAGGAGGAGUUGAAUUUAGAGAAUGAGUUCAAGGAGAUAGAUGCCCUCUUUAGAAUGUGUGAUGAAAUCCAAUUGAACUUUUUGAAGCUAGAUCAGUUGGUAGACUUUGUAGCAGAUUUCAGGUCUCGAUUGGAGCAUCUAGAGGAAGAGUUUGAUAAAUUAAGGUAA
Priceomyces carsonii is the source of this 318-nucleotide messenger RNA. RefSeq lists its product as uncharacterized. Gene Ontology annotation, biological process: endosome organization. The record is from RefSeq and is a predicted model, not a curated record. NCBI's taxonomy places the organism in Eukaryota, Fungi, Ascomycota, Pichiomycetes, Serinales, Debaryomycetaceae. Bases 1 to 318 code for a protein of 105 amino acids. The transcript has a single exon. Gene Ontology annotation, cellular component: BLOC-1 complex.